AGGACCUUCCAGAGGGAAAUCCGAGUCCGUCUCCAGUUUUUUACUUUUGUCCACCUUCAUCCUUUUGUCCCCGUGUCCCUCCAUCCCUCCACCAUGGCUCUGCCGGGCCGGUUCUCCGGGUUCUGCUGCAUGCUGCUCUUGUUGGGUCUCCCGAACGCCUGGACCUCAUUCACCCGCGGCGGGAGUCCGGACUGCGGACCCGGGAAGGCCGCUGACUGUCCAGAUCAGUCAGAGAAGAAGAGCGACCUGCGUGUCUGUGAUGCCGGAACGUGUCGCUUUGGAGGAACCUGCAGGGAGAACGGAGCCGACAUCAAGUGUGUUUGUCAGUUCCAUUGUAAUAAGAAGUACGUUCCUGUCUGUGGCUCCAAUGGAGACACGUAUCAGAACGAGUGCUUCCUGAGGAGAGCCGCCUGUAGGAAACAGAGGGCCAUCAGCAUCGUGUCAGAGGGAGCCUGUUACCACGACGCCGGUUCUGGAUCUGGAGACGGAGAUGACGAAGGCUCCGGCCGCGGCAAGAAGGCGUCUAAAUGUGGAAACUGCAAGUUUGGAGCCGAAUGUGAUGAAGACUCUGAAGAUCUGCUCUGCAUGUGUAACAUCGUGUGUAACGGACACAACGACAACCCGGUGUGCGGCAGCAACGGCGUCACCUACGACACGCCGUGUCACGUCCGCGAGGCGUCCUGUCUCAAACAGCUGAAGAUCGACAUCAAACACGUUGGCCGUUGCCAAGAUAAAAACAGGAAGGACGAUGGGUCCAAGUCCAAACCAGACAUCUACGCCGUGUCCAAGGCCGUCAACGAGGACGGGUUUGUGGAGAACCCGGUUCCGUGUCCCAAUGACUACGCCCAGUUCUGUGAACAUGGACAGUGUGAGAUGAUACGCAGCCUGCCCACCUGCAGGUGUGAGGCGGCGUACGGCGGGCCUCAGUGCGACCAGCUGCUGGACUUUAACAUCCUCUACGUUGUUCCCAGCGGUCAGAAGCUUCACUACGUCCUCAUCGCCGCCAUCAUUGGAGCUGUUCAGAUCGCCGUCAUCGUUGCCGUGGUGAUGUGCUUCACCAGGAGAUGCAACAAGUCGAAGCGCGGCCGCAGACAGAAGCAGCACCUGGGCCACUUCCCGUCAGGAACGUCCUCCAGGAUGAUGUAGCCGCCCUCCUUUUCCCUCAUCUUUUUAUAACCGUCCAGUUUUCGUACCACAGACAAACUGCAAUUUUAUAUCGAAUUUUUGGUGCCUCUGUUUUAUUUUUCCCCUUUUUUAUAAGAAAAUAAUUUGUUUUUUUUAAGGGGCCUUAUUUUUUAUGUUAUAUGUUCUUUUGUGCAGCUGCUGCCGUCCUCAGACUCUGAUCACUGUGGAUCCGACAGGAAGCAGAAUCUUUAUUUAUCUGAUUGUACUACAGCUGGGACCACACACACACACACACACACACACACACACACACACACACACACACACAACCACACACACACACACACACACAACCACACACACACACACACACACACUCUCUUUGUUUUUUCUCCACAGUCCUGUUUUAAAGUUUAUGGAUUUCAAAAAGAAGAUAAAACACAAAUUUGAUGAACUUAUACUCUACACAUUAUGGUACCGAAGGAAUUAAGAGGUUAAAAUGACCUCUAGUUUGAAUUAUUUUACAUUCUCAAAUUAUGGCAAAGAAUUAUUUUAAAGACCAAUUUUGUGUUUAGGAACUUUGAUUUUUCCAACUUUAACUGGUUUUAUCGUCACUUUGGAAUUCAGCCUGUAAACAUUCUGAUGUGUUUCUGCCUGAAGACAGAUUUUGGUCAAAAUUAUCAGGUGUGAGUUUUACAUUCCAGCUGUGGUCCCUGAACGCACCACCUUGUUACUCUACAGCUGUGUGGUCCGAUCCCUGAAUGCACCACCUUGUUGCUUUACAGCUGUGUGGACCCUGAACGCACCAUCUUGUUGCUUUACAGCUGUGUGGUCCCUGAACACACCAUCUUGUUGCUCUACAGCUGUGUGGUCCCUGAACACACCAUAUUGGUGCUCUACAGCUGUGUGGUCCCUGAAUGCACCAUCUUGUUGCUUUACAGCUGUGUGGUCCGAUCCCUGGACGCACCAUCUUGUUGCUCUACAGCUGUGUGGUCCCUGAACGCACCACCUUGUUGCUUUACAACUGUGUGGACCCUGAACACACCACCUUGUUGCUUUACAGCUGUGUGGUCCCUGAAUGCACCACCUUGUUGCUUUACAGCUGUGUGGUCUCUGAACACACCAUCUUGUUGCUCUACAGCUGUGUGGUCCCUGAACACACCACCUUGUUGCUUUACAACUGUGUGGACCCUGAACACACCACCUUGUUGCUUUACAGCUGUGUGGUCCCUGAAUGCACCACCUUGUUGCUUUACAGCUGUGUGGUCCCUGAACACACCAUCUUGUUGCUUUACAGCUGUGUGGUCCCUGAACACACCAUCUUGUUGCUCUACAGCUGUGUGGUCCCUGAACACACCAUCUUGUUGCUCUACAGCUGUGUGGUCCCUGAACACACCAUCUCCUUGUUAAACUUGAAACAAACUGAACUAUUGAGUGAAUAAUAGAAACAUGAAUUUUGUCCAAGUUUGAAUGAAUGAAUGAAUCAUUUUGUUAAAAAGUUCACGUUAGAUGAUUUAAUGUCUGAUUCUGAUAUUUUAAGAGAUUUUAAAACUUUUUUUUUUGUAUUUUUUAUAAAUAUUUGAAAAUUUCCUGAAUAAUUUAAAACAAAAACUUGGAUUUUUUUCUGCAAUUUUAACUUUUUUAAUUAGUUUGAAACCAAACAGAAUUCCCAUGAAUCUUUGCUGCUCUCAUUUGGCCCAACCUUUCCUUUUGUCACAAACUUGUUGUACCACCUUAAACUUCCAGGGGGCGCUCUGCAGGGUUUAAAUACUCACAGGAUCAGGAUUACUUCUAUAUUAGCUAUGAUGAGAUGCACCUGAGAACCAAAAUGCUGUUUUUUCUACGUAAACGAGGAACCAGCUGACAUGUACAGGUUGUUGCUAAAUGACUUUUAUCACUUCCUGUCCAGACAACACCAGUCAGGAAACGGAUGCUUGUGUGUUUGGACAGGUGAGGAUAAUUUAAAUGUUUUUAUUCUGAUUUCUAUCGAUGGUUCCAAGUGUUUGUGUUGUACCGUGGUAGAGGCUGUAGAUCCGUAAGCUGGGGGAAGGGUCCUGCUCCCGUCGCUGCUCUGAGAUCAGACUCCUGCGCUUAUGUGAGGCCAGCGGCGUCUGCGGGAUCCAGCCUGAUUUUACUCUAGAUGUUCGUCCUGCAUGAACAGUGAGAUGUUUAGAUUGUGUUUGUAGCUGAACUACAAUUAAAUUAUGAUGUUUGAAACA
Molecule: messenger RNA, 3344 nt
Organism: Nothobranchius furzeri (turquoise killifish)
Lineage: Eukaryota; Metazoa; Chordata; Actinopteri; Cyprinodontiformes; Nothobranchiidae
Product: tomoregulin-1
Cellular component (GO): plasma membrane
Molecular function (GO): protein binding
Source: RefSeq, a predicted model, not a curated record